AUGGAAUGGAGGCAUGGCGAAUUCGACAAGCUUAAUGCAGAGACCGUAGAAGCAGAAGUUGAUGAAUAUUGGCGUGAAAUUUCCAGACUACAAAAGCUGUUUACUGCUCGUAUAAAAAAGCAGCGUAUGGAGCUUGAGGAAAAGCGUCGAGAAAUGAAGAAACGGAGGAAACCAGAGAUGGCCAUGGAUGAAGCUGGUGCUCUUCUGGAAGCCGGGGCUACGGAAGAAGAGGAACUUGAGGAUAUUAGACCUCCAGCUGCUCUGGAUACUAUUAGUACCGUUCAAGAGAAUAUAAGAAAGUUUAGGGUAAGCCAUAUGGAAUUUUAUCAGUACUGUGUACUUAAAAUAAAAAAUUAUCUAUUUGCUGCUAAGAAGUUGUUAGACUUUGUUUUCGCAAUUUAG
Messenger RNA from Protopolystoma xenopodis, 402 nucleotides. The record is from the annotation of a GenBank genome assembly. NCBI's taxonomy places the organism in Eukaryota, Metazoa, Platyhelminthes, Monogenea, Polystomatidea, Polystomatidae.